Messenger RNA from Hippocampus zosterae (dwarf seahorse), 3282 nucleotides. RefSeq names its product alpha-1,3-mannosyl-glycoprotein 4-beta-N-acetylglucosaminyltransferase C-like. The transcript has 5 exons. The record is from RefSeq and is a predicted model, not a curated record. Lineage: Eukaryota; Metazoa; Chordata; Actinopteri; Syngnathiformes; Syngnathidae. Gene Ontology annotation, biological process: protein N-linked glycosylation. The coding region runs from base 1663 to 3111 and encodes 482 amino acids. Gene Ontology annotation, molecular function: acetylglucosaminyltransferase activity.
GAAUGUGAAACUCAUUUCCGCACUUAAAAUGUUACAAUGUGAUUUCAAACAUAGCGAGGAAACCGAGAACAGGCGAUUUACACCGAAAUUUUAGGAAGGGGAAGAAAAUGGUUUUGCAAUGAGUACAACCUGGCAACGGUCCCUCACACCCACUUUUUCAUCAUCAAUCCUCGAAAUGGCCAAAAUGUGCCGCUCAUCGAUGGCAGAGGUCAAAAGCUUCCCAAUUUAGCGUGGCCUAUCUGUCUUGGAUACCUGCUUUCCCAUUUAGGCCCAUUUGGGCAAAUUCUCUGUGGGUUAGCAUCGAGAUUCAUUCCGAACGACCAUUUCAAAGGAAAACUCGGCCACUCUCCUGUUAAGUUUCGAGGCCGGGUCCUUGAGACAUUUUCGUGCGUUCUGUUAUGCGAGACACGUCCGCCCAGUUUCAUUUUGAUCACUGAAACUGGGAUCUGAGGCUGUUUUUUUCCCCCUUACUUUUACUGAGAGCAAAAUGGCUGCUUCAAACCAAAAUGACCGCUCCCCCUGUCCAGUUUCCGCAAUGGGUCCUUGAGACUUUGUCGUUAUGACAAAACACAUCCAAUCCAUUUUGUGUCCAUCAAUGAAACUUGUGUCUGGGGCUCUUUUUUUUUUUCCUUUUUCCUUCCAAUGUGAUCUGACUGAGUAUACAAUGGCUACUUCCAACCAAAACAUCUGACUUCCUUUUCAAUUGCUGUCAUGGGUCCUUGAGACUUUUUCACGGCAUCUAUUGUGGACACAUCUGGCCAAUUUAGUGGUGAUCGGUGACCCUGGUGUCAGGAACGAAUUAUUUCUCACAUACCAGGGGCCAAAACUGAAUCCUGCAUGGGAUGUGGACGUGGAUGGCUAAAAUACAUACAGUUUUGAUACACACAGGAAACACCCGGAGAAAAGCCAUGUCGACACAAGGUAACUCCACACAGCCGGAAUCGAACUCUGCACCUCUGCGCUUUUAGGCAAACGUGCUAACCAGUCGAGCACCAAUGCCGCCAGCCUGGGAGUCAAUGCCAAAAUGUAUAUCUACAUAUAUAUUACGAUUGGCGACGCUAACGUACUGGAAGUAAUGUAAAAUGUAUUUUGGCAAAUGACGAAACAAAGUGAUCUGUUCUGAAUUGGAGGAACGUUGAGGGGCAAGAUGGAGGGGAGGUGUCAUGUGUCAUUGUCAUUGUGGAUGCACAGCUGCUGUGUGAUGCAUCACGCGCGCACACACACACACACACACAUAUAAACAGCGGGAGAUGAGCCAAUGAGGCAUUUGGUGCAGACACCUUGUGAGAGAGAAAGAGAGAGAGAGAGAGAGAGAGAGAGAGUGAUGAAAGCCGAGGAUGAAUAGAGGGAGGAAGAUGAUUAGGACGAGCAGAUGUAGCUGCAGCGCAGCCUGACAGGAGAGCUUCACUUUCCCCUUCGCCCACCCUCCUCCUCCUCAUCUUCCCUCUUGCCCGUCGUGAGUCACGGACAUCAUUUCAGCCUCCACGUCGGGGGAGAGGAAAAGAUUCAUCGCGCUUUCGUGCGCUUCUCCUGUUCGUCGGGUGAGAGCUGACAUGCCGCCGCACCAUCAGGACCGCCCGAGAGCAUCCGCAUCUUGAUUGACAGCCAAGCAUCAUUACUCGGCUUUUACCGGCGCGUCGCGGGGAUUGCCUGAGAGACGGGAUGCUGAGGCUGAUGUGGAUGUCGACGGACAAGAUGCGUUGCCUGAGGAAGAGAUCCACGCUGCCUCUGCUGGGCUUCCUGGUCGCCUUCCUGCUGCUCUUCAACCUCUACAUGGACAUGGACGGAUACGUGUUGGAGGCCGAAAAGCGGCAGCUGGGUGAGACGUUAAUGCAACCCGCUAGCUCAGAGCGAUACAUCCACACCUUCAGAGACCUGUCCAACUUCUCCGGGACCAUUAACGUGACGUACCGCUACCUGGCGGGAUUCCCACUGCCGCGCAAAAAGUAUCUGACCAUCGGGCUGUCGUCGGUGAAGAGGAAGCGCGGGAACUACCUCCUGGAGACCAUCAAGUCCAUCUUUGACCAGUCCAGCUACGAGGAGCUGAAGGAGAUCGUGGUGGUGGUCCACCUGGCCGACUUUGACUCGCUGUGGUGUGAAAACCUGCUGCAGGAAAUCAGCCGCAAGUUCUCGCACCACAUCAUCGCCGGCCGCCUGCUGGUGAUUCAGGCUCCCGAGGAGUACUACCCGUCCCUGGACGGCCUGAAGAGAAACUACAACGACCCCGAAGACCGGGUGCGCUUCCGCUCCAAGCAGAACGUGGACUACGCCUUCCUGCUCAACUUCUGCACCAACCUCUCCGACUUCUACGUGAUGCUGGAGGAUGACGUGCGCUGCGCUCGUAACUUCCUGACGGCGCUGAAGAAGGUGAUCGCCUCCCGCGAGGGAUCCUACUGGGUGACGUUGGAGUUCUCCAAGCUGGGCUACAUCGGGAAGCUGUACCACGCGCGGGACCUGCCGCGCCUGGCGCACUUCCUGCUCAUGUUCUACCAAGAGAUGCCGUGCGACUGGCUGCUCAUCCACUUCCGCGGCCUGCUGGCCCAGAAGGACGUGAUCCGCUUCAAGCCGUCGCUCUUCCAGCACAUGGGCUACUACUCGUCCUACCGGGGCGCCGAGAACAAGCUGAAGGACGACGACUUCGAGGAGGACGCGGUGGACAUUCCCGACAACCCGCCGGCGCGGCUCUACACCAACAUCGAUGUCUUCGAGAGCUACGACGCCGCCAAGGCCUACAGCGCCGUGGACGAGUACUUCUGGGGCAAGCCGCCGUCCACCGGCGACUUCUUCGUGGUGGUCUUCAACAAGUCGGCCAAGAUCAGCAGGAUCAAAAUCGCCACGGGCUCCGACGACAGACAGAGCGACAUCCUCCAUCACGGCGCCGUGGAAGUGGGUCAGAGGCGCGUGGAGGGCAAGCAGGACGGCCAGUGCGCCUCAUACAUCACUCUGGGGGAGUUCAAAGGUGGCAGGGUUGAGGUUCAAGACGUGGACCGCAAGAUUGGUUUCGAUGUGGACUGUGUGCGCAUCGUGGUGACAGCUGGCCAGAAAGAGUGGCUCAUAAUAAGAACCAUCAGCCUAUGGACCGCACAUCCCGGCAGUUCGUUGGUCAAGUGACCAAUUCGGUUAUCGGUGCGGUCAUGUUGGACAAGACUCAAAAAAAAAGUAUAUUUUCUUGUGUAUUUUUUUUUUCUACCAUUCCCCCCCCAUCUGAUAAGUUUCAAACGCGAUUCAGUAUCCACCCUUUAUACUUCAUUUUCCUAACAUAAAAACAGAAAUUUGUUUCUA